Messenger RNA from Leptopilina heterotoma, 2690 nucleotides. Its product is annotated as BTB/POZ domain-containing protein KCTD9. The transcript is spliced from 6 exons. Gene Ontology annotation, molecular function: protein binding. NCBI's taxonomy places the organism in Eukaryota, Metazoa, Arthropoda, Insecta, Hymenoptera, Figitidae. The record is from RefSeq and is a predicted model, not a curated record. Gene Ontology annotation, biological process: intracellular signal transduction; protein homooligomerization. Bases 334 to 1503 code for a protein of 389 amino acids.
GUGACGAACUUCACUUAGUACGAUUAGAAGUGUUUUUCGUACUUUAUAUUUAAAAAAUAUUUAAAUAUAUAAAUAAAAGUUUGUUAAUUAAUGUGUAGACAAAACUGAUGUUAAUUUUAAUUAAUUUUCACUCUUUAAAUUAUCAUUUUUUACUUCUAUAAAUAUUACGUAGAUAGAAAAAUGACAGAAAUGGUGUGAUAAGAGAAAUGAGAGGGCUUCAUUGAGCACAGACGAACAAUAAAAUUAUCUAUUAAAAUUUUUCAUUCAAAUAUUUUGUAAGGAGAUACAAAAUUUUACAAAACAUAAUCUCAGUGCUCAAGUUUUCAAAGGAUAAUGAAACGUGUAAUUUUGUUUGUUAAUGGCACCGACGUGAACGGCAAGGUUUUUUUGGUUACUCACUCAAUUGAUGAACUCUUGACUGCUGCUAGUAUUAAAUUCAAAAUGGUAGCGAAAAGAAUAUUUACGACUCAGGGGGGAGAAAUCGAUGACAUUAAAUUAAUCAGAGAUGAUGAUAUUUUAUAUGUAUCAAAUGGAGAAGAUUUUUUUCCAAGUGCACAAAAUAAUUAUGCUAAAUGCUCCGAUUGGAUAUCAUUGAAUGUCGGUGGUCGAUGUUUUGCAACAACAAAAAGUACGCUUACCAACAAAGAACCAAUGAGUAUGCUAGCAAGAAUGUUUACCGAGAGCGAAGAGUGCGAAUGGCGGCUUCUACCAAGUAAACGAGAUCGAAGUGGGGCCUUCUUGAUCGAUAGGAGUCCCACAUACUUUGAGCCACUGUUAAAUUAUCUCCGACACGGUCAAUUAAUUCUUGAUCCUAAUCUUAAUGCAGCAGGAGUUUUAGAAGAAGCUCGGUUUUAUGGAAUCGAAGGUGCAGUUAGUAUUUUAGAAGAAAUGGCAGUUGAAGAACAAAAACGAAAACUGGAAACAUCUUCUCUCACACGACGCGAUGUAUUAAAAUCAAUAAUGUCAACACCAAUUUCUUCAGAAUUACGAUUUCAAGGUGUUAAUUUGGUUGGUGCUGAUCUUUCCAGAUUGGACUUAAGAAAUAUCAACUUUAAGUACGCCAAUUUGCAUUGUUCUAACCUGGAGGGGGCCAACUUGUCAGGAUGCUGUUUAGAACGAGCUGAUUUAUCGAAUGCAAAUCUGGAAGGUGCGCAAUUGGUUUGUGUGAAGAUGUUAUGCGCUAAUUUGGAGGCGGCGAAUCUGCAUUCCUGUAAUUUCGAGGAUCCCGGUGGAUUGCCUGCUAUUAUGGAAGGUGUUAAUCUAAAAGGAGCAAACUUAGAGGGCAGCAAUAUGGCAGCUGUUAAUUUACGAGUGGCGACACUUAAAAACGCAAUAUUAAAAAACUGUGAUUUGAGAUCCGCCUGUCUGGCCGGUGCCGAUCUUGAGAGUUGUGAUUUGUCGGGAUCGGAUUUACAUGAGGCGAAUCUACGAGGUGCCAAUUUAAAAGAAGCCGUCUUCGAUCUUAUGCUCACUCCCUUACACAUGUCGCAAACGAUUCGAUGAAAGUAAAAGAACCGCAAGUGCAGUCGUCAUAUACAAAUGGUAUUUAAAGUUCUGUGAUCGUACUUGAGAGUGCUCGAAGGUCUCUGAUAUUUCUUGAUUAUGUACGAUGGGGCGCACUGUUACAUAUUUCCCAAAUGUCAUUUGACCAAAUUUGUGUUUUACCGAGGUGUCACUUAAUUGAACUGUAUUUAUGACGAAAUGACAUUUAACUGAAUUGACAUUUUAACAAAUUUUUAGUCUUACGAAUCGCCAUUGUUGUAAAUUUUUAUUUGUUUAAAGCAACGCAUUUUUACAAGUUUUAACUAAGUUUUGCAAUCUGCUUGGAGCAACAAGAGUUGUUACUGGUUACUAAAUUUUAACUUUGUACAGCAGAAUGAGUUUAAAUUCACUGACUCUCUUACUUUUGUAAGAUGCAAGAGUAAGAGUCAGUAAAUUUAAAAUACUUUCUUCCUUACUCUUGUUGCUCUUGCCUGCGCAGACACCUGAGCUGUGACCAUGUCAAAAAGCCCAAUUGUCAUAUGAUUUGUAUUACAUUACUAUUGUAUUUUCCAUUUUGCAACCGCUAUUAUGCAUGAAUUAAAAAAAUAUUUUUGGAUUUAGCUAAGUAUAAGAAAUGUGCCCUUUAUACGUUGGCAGAUUUAACACAGUAAAAAGUGUUUGUGUGUAGAGGUAGCACAUAAGCAGAAAUUUAAGGGUCAAGUCCCAUGGCACCGUUUUGCGUUGCGUUUUGUAACUAGGCAAUGAGUGCAAAUAGAGAAAACCUAUAUCUGUAUCUUUCUCACACUCAUGGCCUAGUUACAAAACGCAACGCAAAACGCUGUCAUGGGACUCCAGCCUAAGAGACCAUCGAACACUUUUAAGGUCAACACGCAAUAGGUUCGCGAAGUACAAGGAUGAGAUAGAAAAUGACACAAGUAUGACUGUGCAUUUUUUAUUUCAGGCUUUGCAUUUGUGAAUGACGUGCUUCGACCUUUAAGGGUAAGAAAUAUGUGAUUUAUCCUGAUGAAAGGUAUCUUAGGAGCAUUUGACAAGAAUAGUUUGAAAGAAAAUGCAUAAAGAAGAUUAAGGUACUACUACACUUUAGAAGGCUCUUAAAAGACCAAAUUUAAAAAUUUUUUUUAUUAGGUCUUUUAUUAUAAAAAUGUAAAAAACUUUUUUGCCUAUCUUAGUACAUAUUUGGAGAAUAA